Rubroshorea leprosula is the source of this 594-nucleotide messenger RNA. The record is from the annotation of a GenBank genome assembly. NCBI's taxonomy places the organism in Eukaryota, Viridiplantae, Streptophyta, Magnoliopsida, Malvales, Dipterocarpaceae.
UUUAUCCAAUUAAUGAAUAAUUUCAAGCAUUAAACAGUUAAAAAAAAAGGAUUGAUUUCCAGAAAUAGGGAACAGAAAAUGGGUUUCAGAUUUUCAGUUGGAAUGCUUGUGGUGAUGGUGGCGGUGGUGGUGAUGGGGGUCGCCCUUAUCAAAUCCAAAACACAGCAAGCAUACCGCAAAUAUGCACACAAAGCAUCCGAGAUCACGACAUGUGCUGUCUCCUCGGUUGGUGUAUGUGCGGUCGGGCGGGGACGGUGGCGGCUGCGGCUCAUGGUGGUAGGGCUGCUCCUGGUUAUAGUGAUGAUGGCUGAGGUGACGGUGAUGGUAGGGCUCAUGGUGAGUGUGGUGGUGAUCGGAGGGCUGGAUUUCAUGGUAGUGGUGCUGGUCAUCCGGUGGGUGGAAACCGUCGCCGUGGUGAUGGUGGUGGGUAUGAUGGUGGUCCGCCGGCUGCUGGAAAUCAUCGUCAUCGUCGUCGUGGUGGGGACCGGUCAUGUUUUCUUGUUUUUGAACAUAAAUAAGAGAACACAUCAAUCAGAAAUACCAAAUUAAAAAAGAAAACAAAGAAAAAACAUAUAAUAUAGAGAAAAUCAGGGA